AUGGACAAAACCAAAAAUGAGAUUUUGUCAGCAGAAAAGAAGAUGGCAGAUACCGUGGAGGAACGUAUCCAUGAAUUACGGGAACAUGAGAGGGUCAUGAAAGCCAAAUUUGCUGAAAUUUAUGAGGCGCAACAAAAACAUCACGCGACACAACUAGAAAACUUUGAGUUGGUUUUGACUCAACUACAAAGCUGCAUUGAGCGAGGUCACGGAAAGCGCACUAGAAAGAAACGUCAGCACCGAGAUUCUUCAAUCAAAUCAGAUCAUUAUUGGACGCUGUGAAAAACUUUUGAACGUAACAAAACCUGACAUUUAUAACCCACCACACGUGAAUUACAGUAUCGAAAAUCAACUGAAUCCAGGUUUUGAUCGAAUUGUGGUUAGUAAUACAGAUCCUUUACUUUCCUUCGCGGAAGUGGACAAUCAAGAAUUUGUAAGAGAAAAAACCGUGGCAAAUUUCAUCAUUGUAACUAGAGAUUCAAGUGGAAAGCAGCGUUAUCAUGAAGAUGAUCAAGUAAAAGUCAACAUUAUAACUCCAGCAGGUGAUCAACUGGAAACAGAGAUAAAAGACACCAAAGACGGCAAGUACACAGUACCAUACACACCACAGUGUGUUGGACAACAUAGAGUAGAGAUCCAAGUUAAUGGACAGCCGCUGACUGGUAGUCCCUGGCUUGUACAGGUGAUCAGUUCGCAUCAGUAUCAAUUUGCGUUUCAAUUUGGAUCAAAAGGCAAAAAGCAAGGACAGUUUGACCAACCUUUGGGUAUUGCUGUGAAUCAUAAAAGCAGGACGCUUGCUGUUGCUGAUUCAAACAAUGAGAGAGUUCAGAUGUUUGACUUUGAUGGGAAUUUCCUGAGAGAAAUUGCACUGGAGUCUGAAACGUCUUCGGUGGCUUUUACCGAGUCUGGUGACCUCCUUAGCAAUGUCGAGAGUGACGACAAUAAACUCACCUUGUACACUGAGGGUAGUCACUUCAUUGGACACAUCAGCGACGAACAGGUGAAGACACCGUGGUACAUAUCUGUUGGGAGUGAUGGUCGCAUAAUCACAUGCAACGUGGCUGACAAAACAAUCAAAGUUCUCAGCCCUGACGGGGAAGAUUUACUUCAGUCGUUCAGUGCUCCUGGUUGUGAUGAGGAUCCAUGUUGUGCUGUUUAUCAGCAGAAAAAAAUUUUUGUCUCUUAUCCAGUAGCUAACCGUGUUAUGGUAUUUAACAACGUAGGGAGUAUCUAUAUGACAUUGGCAGUAAGGGAUCUGGUGACGGGCAGUUCUCGUGUCCCACCGGUCUCGCUAUUGACAGGUUUAACCGUUUGA
Molecule: messenger RNA, 1315 nt
Organism: Porites evermanni
Lineage: Eukaryota; Metazoa; Cnidaria; Anthozoa; Scleractinia; Poritidae
Source: the annotation of a GenBank genome assembly